Molecule: messenger RNA, 1020 nt
Organism: Cuscuta europaea
Lineage: Eukaryota; Viridiplantae; Streptophyta; Magnoliopsida; Solanales; Convolvulaceae
Source: the annotation of a GenBank genome assembly
GCUAAUUAAAAUAUCCCAAUGAAUCUUCCAAAGUCUAAAUUAUUAUAUGUAUCUAACAAUUUUACUAUUAUUAAUAAGUAAUCAAGUUUUUUAACUGUUAAUAGUAAUGGGCUUUUGCCUUGAAUAUUACUAAAAUUAAGCUAAUUUCUAAAAAUGUGACCAUUUGUACAUUUGGACAAAAAUAUGACUAAAAUGGUUAUAUAUUUGGAAAAGUUAAAGUGACUAUCAAAUGUCCAUGUUGUUGCCCAAUUUCAUGUCACUAUCAUAUGUCAAAUCAUUGCGACCAUGUCCCGUGUCACAGCGGCCGCUGGUCACCGCCAAUCACCUCCAUCGACCAUAGUGAAACCGCCGUCGGCCACAGUGACACCGGCCACCGUGACAUUGGCCAAAGUGACACCGGUACAGCCGGUCAGUGAUAUAGGUCAUAGUUUUCAACCAAAUCUGCUCACCGCCAGCAUCGCCAUCCCGCCGGCACCGCCACCCACCAGCACUGGAACCCAGCACCCCAACCCCAACACCCCUUCCCUUGUUCACAGUCAAGCUUCGACCAGUCCCAAUCUAGCCCAGACCAGACCCAACAGCCCUGAUCUAGACACCCCAACCCCAACACCCCUCCCCUGUCCACAGCCCAGCUCCGACUAGGCCCAGUCUAACCCAGACCAGACCCAACAACUCCGAUCUAGCCCCAACAAUCUACCCUACAACCGCUGCACCACACCUACACUCCGUCCCCAUCUCCUAGCCGCCUGUCGUUAGUCAGAUAAUGUCGCAGUCUCGAAGCCUUAACCACACCGCCGCAUCGCCACCAUAGUCGCAAAAUCCAAGUACAUCGCGACUGGACAAAAGGAGUAGAAGAAGAGAUGAUAGGUCUCGACGCGGAUGGAGGCAAUGUAGGUGUCUUCGUCAGCGAUGGAGACAUGCGACUGAGAGCAGCUGUGAGAGAAGUAGGCGUGGAAAUGAAGUGGAGAUGUGAGAGAAGCAGGCGUGAAGUGAAGCGGAUGGGAGAGAUGCAGAGACGCG